Molecule: messenger RNA, 1551 nt
Organism: Aspergillus versicolor CBS 583.65
Lineage: Eukaryota; Fungi; Ascomycota; Eurotiomycetes; Eurotiales; Aspergillaceae
Product: spherulation-specific family 4 protein
Exons: 5
Coding region: 1-1551 (516 amino acids)
Source: RefSeq, a predicted model, not a curated record
AUGGAGUCUCUUAAGCACACCAGCGAGGGCGCCGCAGCCAGCCCAGCGUUGCACCGCAAAUGCCAACUUCGCCGCCGCUGGUGGAUUGCGAUUGGCAUUGCAGUUGCAAUAAUCGUGAUCCUCGUAAUUGUGCUCCCACUGGCGCUUAUCCUGCCCAACAAGGGAGACAAGGGGAAGCCAUCCAACGUGAUCUUCCCACUGUACAUCUAUCCAGAGUCCAAUAGCACCUGGGGUCCGCUCUACGAAGCGAUUUCCACCCACCGCGAUCUCGAUUUUGUGGUUGUCGUGAACCCACAAAGCGGGCCUGGGUCGACCACGCUCCCCGACGAGGCAUACCAGGCGGCAAUCCGACAGCUCAACACCUAUCCCAACGCGCAGAAAGUGGGAUACGUGCGCACGACCUACGCCGAUCGGAAUGUCUCCGAGGUGCUGGACGACAUUGCGACUUAUUCCGGCUGGCAGUCACAGGAUGCGGAUCUCGCGAUGGAAGGUAUUUUCUUCGAUGAAGCGCCACACCAAUUCUCCGAUGCAACGAGGGAUUACUUGGACCGCAUCAGCUCGGCGGUUAAGGAUGCAGCAGGGCUCCAGGGCGAACGAACGGUCAUCCUCAACCCAGGCACCAUCCCCGACAAGGGCCUUGUCGUACCCAACGCAGACAUCACCGUUGCCUUCGAGCAGUCAUACAACCAUUAUAAGACGAACCAGGAAUCCGCAUUAAAGUCGCUCGAUGAAGACAGAGACUCGCUGGCGUAUAUUUUCCACUCGGUGCCCGACAUGAGCGAGGGCGGGCUGAAGAGCUUCGUCGACGACAUCAGCCACCGCGCAGCAUAUCUCUACCUGACAUCGCGAACAGCCAACUAUUACGAGCACUUUGACUCUGGGCUACAGCAAUUCUGCGAUGCAGUGCCGACAAUCGAGACUGACCCCACGCUCGAGUUCCUGGUCAUCGUCAAUCCCAACAGUGGCCCUGGCGACAUCCCCUCCCCCGACGCCAACUACGCCCGGGAAGUCGGGCGGCUGAACGCCUACCCAAAUGUCUACACAAUAGGUUAUAUUCGGGUGGACUAUUGCCACCGGCCCCUCCAAGAAGUCAACGCCGAGGUAGCGCGAUAUGCCGCCUGGUCGGAGCACUAUGAAACAACAAGACUCGGCGUGCGCGGAAUCUUCGUCGACGAGACCCCGAACCUCCACUCGCUGGCGAGAGCCGAGUAUCUCAGUGCACUGACCCGGUAUAUCAAAGAGUCCUCAGGGAUUCUGUCGAAUAGAUUUGUACCUUUCCCUCCAACUCUGCCCGAUUUAUCCUUCGUCUGCGAGGAGUCUUACAGUCGGUACCGCUCCGCUGAUGUCCAAGAAUGGCUCGCGCUGCAUCCAUGCGACCGCACACGCGCCGGAUACAUCAUUAGCGGCGUCCCCAUGUCCGAACUCCACGGGCUCGUCCAGGAAUUGCGCCACCGGUCUGCGUACCUCUUCAUCACGGAGCUCGAGGAGAAUUUCUACGAGAGCUUUGGGCUGAGUUGGGAGGGCUUCAUGCGGGCGCUGCAGGCGGCGUGA